Molecule: messenger RNA, 981 nt
Organism: Hansenula ciferrii
Lineage: Eukaryota; Fungi; Ascomycota; Saccharomycetes; Phaffomycetales; Wickerhamomycetaceae
Exons: 1
Coding region: 1-981 (326 amino acids)
Source: RefSeq, a predicted model, not a curated record
AUGGAACCAGUAAAGGAAUCAGAUCUGCAAGAAGAAGCUCACGGUGGAUCAGAUAAUGAUAAUGGUAUCAAUAAAUACCACCAUAACAGGACAAAGAAUGAGAAGAAAUUAAUUGAAAAGUUACAUAAAAAAAUGAACUAUAGAAUUAUUCCAUUAAUACCAGCACCUGGUCAAAACACAAUUAAUCCACCUUUAAUAUCUUGUCCAUGGUUACGUUCAAAGAUACAAAACUUUGGUUAUUUUCCUUUCUUUCAAUUUCAAUCUAAACCAUCAAAGUUUUAUAAUCUUAAACGUCCAUCUCAGUCACCAAAUUAUAAAUCACUAUUUGUUAGAACAUCUAAAGAGUCUAUCCCAGUUAAGUUAUUUUAUUUUAUGAGAUCUCAAGAAAGAUUGAAUCCUAUAUUAGUUAAAAAUCUAAAUGAUCCUAUGAUUAACUUCAAUUUUUAUUUUAGACCAGCUAUGAACAAUUCAAUCAAGAUUGAUUCAGAUUUAAGACAACAUUUGAUUGAUUCAUUCACACAAAUUAUACUUGAUUAUCAUAUGAAAGAAGAUGCACUAGAAUCUUCUUCAGGUCAACAUGCAGGGCCUUAUAGAUUCAAACCAAACGGGCCUAAAAUCAUUUUCCCUAAAGGAGUGAAAACUUUUAAUCAAAUAAAACUAUGUCUAGCAUUCCAACCUAACAAAGAGCCACUUUUACAAACUUUAGAAACAUUCAUCAAUAUAUUAGAUUUUGGAGGUGAAUUAAAAGAAAUUGAUGCAUUUGCUUAUACUUUUGAAAAUGAUUCACAUAAAGCUUUUUUAAUACAUUGUCAGCAUAUUCAUGAUGGGAAUGAAUUGAGUUUUUCAAAUCUUGUGAAUAAUCUUUUCUCUACAACGGUACCAUCAAAUGAUUGUUCAUCAACAUCAGAUCCUGUUUAUUUCAUUCCUGGUCAAUCAACUUAUGAUUUAGUUGACCCUCCACCGCCAUCUUAUCAAAAAUAA